This is a messenger RNA of Colletotrichum lupini, 615 nucleotides long. RefSeq names its product glutathione-dependent formaldehyde-activating enzyme. The transcript is spliced from 3 exons. Gene Ontology annotation, molecular function: carbon-sulfur lyase activity. NCBI's taxonomy places the organism in Eukaryota, Fungi, Ascomycota, Sordariomycetes, Glomerellales, Glomerellaceae. The record is from RefSeq and is a predicted model, not a curated record. The coding region runs from base 1 to 615 and encodes 204 amino acids.
AUGAUGACUCAAGUGAAGCGAAACCAGCUGAUCACUGGCGCCCUUCGCGUGUCAAACCUGAACAACCAUCACAACAUCCUUCAAACCGAGACCAUAUUAUCAGGAAAUCGGCAACGCAACAGUUCCAACAUCAUCCAGUCAGUCAUCAUCAAGCGUCUUCGGCUCAAAAUGGACGUGGAAUGUCAAUGCGGCACAGUUGUAUUCAAGACUCCAGCACCUGAACCCCUUGAUAUCUACUGCUGCCACUGCUCGCAAUGUCGCAAGCAAUCUGCUUCAGCAUUUGGUACAUCGGCAAUCUUCCCCGCUGAUGGCCUCUUCCCGCUCUCGGAUGAUCUCGAGUCGAAGCUGCAGGUCUGGACUCGUCCCACAAAGAGCGGCGGGCACAUGGACUGCUUUUUCUGCCGGCUAUGCGGGAGCCGGGUUUUUCAUCGCACAUAUGAUGAGAAUGGAGUACCCAAAUCAACAGUCAGCAUCGAAGGGGGACUGAUCUUGGGACUCAAGAUGGACAGGGGAAAGCAUAUCUGGACGAGCAGCGCGGUCUGGCAAGGAUUGAAAGGCUCUGAAGGCCUCAAAGUGAGCAAAUACAUCUGCAAUCCUCGUUUGGCUGUUGAAUAA